Molecule: messenger RNA, 3585 nt
Organism: Apus apus (common swift)
Lineage: Eukaryota; Metazoa; Chordata; Aves; Apodiformes; Apodidae
Gene: TMEM80
Product: transmembrane protein 80
Exons: 4
Coding region: 2142-2621 (159 amino acids)
Biological process (GO): non-motile cilium assembly
Cellular component (GO): ciliary transition zone
Source: RefSeq, a predicted model, not a curated record
ACCGGCGGGGGCGGACAGACAAGAUGGCGGCGGGGAGGCGAGGUGAGCGGCGCGUUGCCAUCGAUACCGACACCCCGUGUCCCCGCGGGGCGGCGGGGCCUGCUUCCCCGCCGCGCUACAGGGUUCCCUUCCGCCGCUCCAGGCGGGGGGGCACGGGGAGAGCGAGGCGGGGGUCGAGGUCGAGCUAGGCCUCGGCGCCGGUCCCAGCCCCGUAGGUAUAUCGCGACAGUCCCGACACGCGGAGGCCAAUCCCGUCAGCUGCGGGCCCAGUGUCAGGGCGAUCAGGGGCCGUGCGGGCUGAGGAGCACCUUUAUCCACAGGCGGGUCGCCUCCCUGACUGACAGCCCUUUCCGAUUCAAGCCUUUCUUUCAAAUGAUGAACCGCUGGGAUUUAGAUAUUUUAAAAAUAAAAUCAUCAGCGUGGUCAAAAUUACUAAUUUCUGCUUUUUUCAAAGAGGUCAAAGGUUUCCCCCCCCAAAAAAAAAAAUAAAUAUUAAAAAUAAAUGCAGCCCUAGGUAGAUAAAGCUGGGUUUGAAAAGUUUGGCUUGAACAAGGAACCAAGUCCCUUUCUGAGCAGACGUCCCCAGCAGUGAGGCACCCGCAGGGUGCUGGGGUUCGCAGCCUGAAAUGGUAGAUAAUACAUGUUUUAGAUACAAUUACCACUCACCCGCAGUGUCGCUGUCACAGGUUCAAUGUGGAGCCCGCGUGAAAUGUCCCCGGCCGGGCAGGGGGAGGCAGCACCUUCUCAAUCAUAGCGGCUGUCAAACCCGUCCUGCAGGAAUGUGGGCAGUGCCCUCUUCUGGAAAACGAUUAAAAAAAAAAAAAAAGAGUUUAAAACUGGGGAAUUGGCCUGAACUGGAAAGCUGAACCAUUCCAAUGACACCACUGGCACCACGGCAGCCAGGAGGCUCUGCUGGUUGUGUCUGGUUCUACAGAAAAAGUCCCAUAUCUGGACACUUCUUGUGGAAUAAUAACAAGUCUGCACAUGCAGCUGUGGUAUUUCAAUUUUAACAUCCUGCCCCACUGUCUAAAUUAGCUUUAAAAUGGAGGCAUCUCCUUAUUGCUGGCCAAGAAAGGAAGCACAUCACCUCGGCGUGAGGUGUUACUUUCCCAUGAGGUUUAUACUUGGGUGUAAAGACAACCAGUCUGUAGCCACCAGUCACAGGGUGUCUAAUGAAACCUGUAACUCACAGGAGCCUGAAGUCCCUCUACAGAGAGGGCAGAGGAGAUGAAGCAUGUCCAGGAGGCAUUUCCCAUCACGGGGAGCAUGAAUCACCUCAAAUUGCAUUGCCUAUUUCCACUGCGUUCCCAAUUGGAACCUUAAUUAGGUGCCUGAAGGUAGUGGGGAUUAAUUUGGGCCCAACUGGAUAAACCUACUGCUGGGUGAUGAGGACAUGAACCUCAUGAAGCUCAAGGAUGGUGAGGUGAGGGUGUCCCACUGAUUUGUGGUAACAAGGAGGUGGAUCAAACAGCCUUUCACAGGCAGUUCUGGUCCCUGUGGAACAGAGGACUUAGCUUUUCAAUUCCUCACGUGCCCAAGAGAGGCUGAGAAUAUCACUGAGUGCCUUCAGAGCUGCCUGGGUGGGUCAGUUGCCAUCACGUUGCACAGGAAUGUUGUUUGCAUUUAAAAAAAAUAAAUGUUAAUUUAUAGAAAAUGCUUGGUAUGAUUUCUGCAGGUGAUCAGAACAUCUUAAGGUUUGACAGAGAAUGACUUUGCUUUUGAAGGGAACCAGUUUGGAGGGAUGUUGUUUACAGGAAGCAGGGAGCCCUGUGCUCUAGGUGGAUGUUUUCUCACACUUUAAAAACAAGUGGUGCCUUCUGGUUUAUUCUGCACAUACAUGUUUCCCUUGUUGCUGCAUAGUUAGAGGGGAUGAAGUGUCAUCUACUGUCAGAGGACAGGAUAAACAAGUUCCAGGUAAUGCCUGUGUACUUCUUUCUGCUUUGAAAGCAGAUGGUUCCUCAGUGAAAGUGACUUUUCACAGCAGGGAUUUCUCCCAAAUUACUGCAGAAUUCAGGUAUUUGGAAAAAAGUUAUUUUUGGAACCUGAACUGCAUGAGCUGAGAAACCAUCAAGUCUUCCAGUGAACUGAGAAAAACAUUUCUAUAAGCAUGCUUGACUGCUGUAGUAAAAUCAGCUUUUUGAAUGUUUCUGCUGCACUUUCAGGAAAUGUUUAGACUGAUUUUCUUUUUCUUUUCUCCUCCUCAAUGGAAAGGAAGAACUCCAUCAGUUCUGUCAUCUGUUCCUUUACAGAUGCUCUUCUACAUAAAUGGGGUCUAUUACAUCUUCUACUUCUUGGCCACUCUGGCAAUGAUUGUUUAUAAAAGUCAAGUUUUCAGUUAUCCAGAUGAUUUCUUGGCUCCUGAUCUUGUCCUGCUUUUCCUGAUGGCCAUUCUUGAGGUGCUCCAGCUAUACUUGGGUUCAAAGGGCAACCUGACAGAAGAGGAGGCACCCCUGGGGCUCAGUGUGGCCAUCACGGUGGGAAGUGUGCUGCUGUCUGUGUACUUCCUGGUGUGGCAAACCUACGUGCUGCGGGCAGACGUCAUCAUCAACGCUCUUCUGCUCUUCGCUCACGCGCUGGAGGCAGCACUGAAGGUCGUCGCCAUUGCUGCCUUCAUCAGCUAAACCCUGGCAGCUUCCAGCCCCUUUUCCACACAUUUCUUCUAUACAAGAGUGGCUUUAUAUUUCAAACAUUUCCUUCUUUUGCGUAUAAAAACCUAGUACUGCUUUCCCCUGCUCCAAAUGCAGGUCAUGAGGAGCAGAGAUCUCCCUGAAUGGCAGGGGAAAGAUCCCGUCUAGCAGCGGAGUCACCGUCUCGUCAGUCAGCUUCUUCAUGGGCCAGAGGUGUUCAGCAAAACCUCUGUAAUGCUCUGGUAUCAUCAGGGGUCAACAGGAAAGGCUCGUUCCCACACAAGAGAAGGCAAUGCCUCGUGGAGCUCCCUGCUGCUGAGCUGACAGCAGCUUUCACAGCAGAGCAGAACAUUCAGCCCCAGGGACACAGAAAGGAACCAGGGCAAUGUCCUACGGACUUGUUUCUGCCUCCCCACACACCCCUUCGUGUUGGAGGGCACAGUUUCUCUUCUGCUCUCAUUAGUCCUUUCAGACCUCAGUGGUAAUUUCCCUGACUUUAGUAGGGCAGAACCUGAUUUAUCCCAGUGGGAAAGAGUGGAAUUGAGUUUUGUGCCAACCCAGAGAGCUGAGGCACAGGAUCUGGGCAGCCAGCUCUGCCUGACACAGAGGCCAAAGGCAGUAGUGAGAGAGCAGUUGUUGAAAAAGGAUGGCCUUAAGAUAAGCAUCAACAUACACCAUUCACUCACCCUUCUGUCCUAUUUCCAGCAAAGUGCUGUCAGGUGUAUUUCUAUUUGGUGUUAGAUGUGUUUAUUUCUAUGAUUUCACAAAAACUACAUUCAGGCCUUGUCUUUCAAAUGAGGAACUGUGUGCAAUGUCAGGGGUUUUUUACUGUGUCAAAAAUACUUACUAAUGUAAAGCUUAGGCAGUUUGUGGGGCUUUUGUACAGGCAGGCUUUAUAAGCAGAAUUUCCUAUUUUUGUAUUUAUUUAUUCAAAUAAAUAAUGUUUUAGAUCUAAGAA